AUGGCCGCCAAGCGCGUGCUGGUCCCCAUCGGCAAUGGGUCCGAGGACAUUGAGUCGGUCACGCUCGUCGACGUCCUGCGACGGGCGGGGGCCGAGGUAACGCUGGCCUCGGUCGAGUCCGGGCUGGAGGUGACUUUUGCCCGGAAGGUCAAGGUGCUGGCGGAUGCCCUGAUCGGGGACCUGUCUGGUCAGACAUUCGACCUGGUAGCCCUUCCUGGGGGUAUGCCUGGCGCAGAGCGCCUGCGAGACUCGGCGGAGCUGCUCGUCAUCAUGCGCAAGCAGAAGGAGGAGGGCCGACUGCUGGCAGCAGUCUGUGCCAGUCCCUCCGUAGUUCUGCACCACCAUGGGCUGAUUGGGGAUGCGCCCGCCACAGCCCACCCGGGCUUCUCGGGUGCCCUGUCCAACCAGGAGGCAGUUCAGCAGCGAGUGGUGAGAUCGGGUACGGUCAUCACGAGCAGGGGUCCCGGGACGACGCUGGAGUUUGCCCUCCGGCUCGUUGCCGAGUUGUACGACGAAAAGAAGGCUCUGGAUGUGGCGGGUCCCAUGGUUGUUGCUGCAGGCUGGGAGAAGGCCCUAGAGUAG
Messenger RNA from Auxenochlorella protothecoides, 582 nucleotides. RefSeq names its product Chaperone protein YajL. The record is from RefSeq and is a predicted model, not a curated record. NCBI's taxonomy places the organism in Eukaryota, Viridiplantae, Chlorophyta, Trebouxiophyceae, Chlorellales, Chlorellaceae. Gene Ontology annotation, biological process: guanine deglycation, glyoxal removal; protein deglycation, glyoxal removal. Gene Ontology annotation, cellular component: nucleus; cytosol. Bases 1 to 582 code for a protein of 193 amino acids. Gene Ontology annotation, molecular function: protein deglycase activity. The transcript is spliced from 3 exons.